Adineta ricciae is the source of this 2472-nucleotide messenger RNA. The record is from the annotation of a GenBank genome assembly. NCBI's taxonomy places the organism in Eukaryota, Metazoa, Rotifera, Eurotatoria, Adinetida, Adinetidae.
AUGCCAUCAGACGAUAUCACAAUCCAAUAUUUGAAGAUUAUGGCAGCAACAAUUCUGUUGACUUCAUCAAUCAUCAACUCGAUUUUAGGAAUCGUUGGUCUAACAUUCAAUAUCUUUGUUUUUACUCGGCCAUCUCUACGCUGUCAGCCGUGUUCAUUCUAUUUUUUAUCUUCAACAUUCUUCAAUUUCUUUGUUAUACUAAUCAUCAUUCCAACACGUAUUCUUUCGAAUAUUUACGAUAUUGAUCCAACUAAUUACAACGACAAAUACUGUAAGAUCGAAAGAUAUCUGUUUUAUUCUACUCGUACGAUACCUUGUUGGCUGAUUGCCUUAGCAACAAUCGAUCGUUAUCUACAUAGUUCGUUGAAUUCAUCAUUCCGUGAAAUGAGUUCGUUGAAAAUAGCAAAAUUAGCAACUGGAUGCACGAGCUUGUUUAUUUUCAUUGUUUAUAGCCACAUGAUCGUUUACUACGGAAUUCAUGAUAGAAUAGACCGAUUUGGUCAAAUUUCAUCUCAGUGUAGUGGUUCGCCAGGCAUUUACAGCACAUUUCUGAGUAUCUGGCAGAUGUUAUUCUACUCAGUUAUUCCAUCAUCUACCAUGCUUGUUUUCGGCUCUCUGACAAUAAAAAAUGUUCGCGAACGAUGCCAAACUAUUCCGAGAGCUACGGAAAAGAAUCGAUACAGCAGACGAACAGAUUUUCAACUGCUACGCAUGUUAACAGUUCAAGUAUUAGUGAUCAUUGUAUGUACUUUACCAGUAUCGAUAUAUCGAGCAUAUAUGGCAAUAACGAUAAAUGACAUGAAAAAUGAACUACGACUUGCGCAAGAAGAAUUAGCUUCUCAAAUUGUACUUUCGCUAACCUAUUUUGCACAUUCAACAAGUUUUUAUAUGUAUACACUUUCCGGUACGAUAUUUCUUCAGACACUGUUGACCAUAUCAUCAACAUCCUCAUCGUCAACUACAUCGUCAUCAACAACAACAUCGUCUGCGUCGUCGUCGUCCACAUCAUCAACAACAACAAGAACAACAAGAACAACAUCAUCAUCAUCAACAACAACAACCACCUCGUCAUCAACAUCAACAGCAACAACAACAACAACAACCACCUCAUCAUCAACAACAACAUCGUCUGCAUCAUCGUCGUCCACAUCAUCAACAACAACAUCGUCUGCGUCAUCGUCGUCCACAUCAUCAACAACAACAUCGUCUGCGUCAUCGUCGUCCACAUCGUCAACAACAACAACAACAAGAACCACCUCGUCAUCAACAUCAACAGCAACAACAACAACAAGAACUACCUCAUCAUCAACUACCUCCUCGUCAUCGACUAAAACAUCAACCUCUUCAUCAUCUUCCACGACAUCAUCAUCAUCAUCAUCAACUUCUUCUUCGUCAUCAACUACAACAUCCUCGUCUUCGUCAUCGUCUACAACAACAGACGUCUGUACCAAUCAGUUGUUCUAUUACUGGAUCAAUUACACAGUAGGUACUGCUCCGAAAUCAGUCGUCAUAGCCGACGUGACCAAAGAUAAUCGUUCCGAUAUCAUUGUCGCAAAUACUGUCUCGAACAAUAUUAGUGUGCUUUUCAAUGUGGUCAAUGGCACAUUCAUUUCUCAAACUAGCUUUGGAGUCACUCAUGUAGCAGCAAUAGCUGUCGGCGACGUGAACAAUGAUAGCCGACCAGAUAUCGUUGCCACAAAUACUGAUAAGGACGUCAAAAUUUUCAUGAAUCUCGGGAACGGCACAUUUGUGUACUCAAAAGGAUAUACUGUUGGCUAUGGCCCGCUCUCUCUCGUGGUUUCUGACGUGAAUGGUGAUCUCAUCCCUGAUAUUGUUGUAACGAAUCAAUGGGGAGCCAGUAUCAAUGUUCUUCUUAAUGACGGUAGCGGCGCGUUCCCUGUCGUGACAAUGUACCCAGUUAAUGCUCAACCAGCUUCAGUUGCAAUUGGCGACAUCGAUAACGAUAAAAGGCCUGAUAUUAUUGUUGCAAAUUCUGGAUCGAGUAGUAUUAGUAUACUUCGCAACGUCGGCAACGGAACAUUUGCUGCUCAAAUAUCUCAGUCAGUUAGUAAUAAUCCAUACUCAAUUGUGGUUGUCGAUAUUAACAAUGACAGCACCUCUGACAUAAUCAUCGCAAAUUACGAUGCGAACAGUAUUACUGUGCUUCUCAAUGCGGGUGCGGGUGCAUUUUCUCAGCAGCUAACUUAUUCGGUUGGGACCCAUCCAUCGGCAAUUGCAGUUAGCGACGUGGACAAAGAUAACCAGCUUGAUAUUAUCGUUGCAAAUCAAGAUACAAAUACUAUUGGCAUUCUGCAAAAUAUGGGCAACGGCACUUUUCACAGUCAAAUAACAUAUUCAGUUGACUCUCAGCCGUCUUCAAUUGCAGUUAGCGACAUUAACAACGACGGAAAAGUGGAUAUUGUCGUUGCAAAUUCUGGUUCGAAUAAUGUUGGCGUUCUAUUACACUGCUAA